Messenger RNA from Lagopus muta (rock ptarmigan), 6328 nucleotides. It is a transcript of the gene JADE2, whose product is annotated as jade family PHD finger 2. NCBI's taxonomy places the organism in Eukaryota, Metazoa, Chordata, Aves, Galliformes, Phasianidae. The record is from RefSeq and is a predicted model, not a curated record. Gene Ontology annotation, cellular component: histone acetyltransferase complex. Gene Ontology annotation, biological process: regulation of transcription by RNA polymerase II. The transcript is spliced from 12 exons. Bases 827 to 3349 code for a protein of 840 amino acids.
CAUCCCACAAAUACCCCAUGGCCACAAGCAGCCCCAGCCCUGACCCCUGUGCUGGGCUCUGAAGAUGCAGGGCAGGGCAGUGAUGCCGAUGGUGCUGCCUUGCUAUAAAGCCAAAGAUGGGAGAACUGGAAAUGUCUUUGGGCCUCAGUAGCAUUCCUGUGCUCCAGCUCAGGCGGUUCUUUUACCUGUUGGUGUUGGUUAAUGGGCUGUCAGUGUUGGGCAGCUCCAUGGAUCAGUAAGCACAGCUCCAUCGCUGUGCUCCAAGAGCCAGCCAGUGGAGCCAAGCACUCAGGUAGCGUUUCCACUGAAAGAAAGCAAGCUACGAAUAAAUCUGCCUUCAAUAUCCUCUUUCCCCAAGCGAAACCUAACGGUUGCUUGGAACUCAGCUGGUUUAGUAACAGCUGCUAACCUGGGAAUCACUGGAGGAAUGCAUCAGCAUUGCCAUAUUCUCAAGGAACGUUUUUAAUGGCAUUUUGACAGGGCAAUGCCUUGCAACAGCCCCAGUAGUGGUGGUGCUUUGUGGUAUUAUCCCUUCUAUUGGUGUGGUGAAGCACAGUGUACAGAUCGUUGGGUACAGGUGCUGUGAGGGCCUCAUGGGAGCAGUGGGGAACUGUGCCCAAGUGGAACUCCUCUGGUGUGUGUGGUGUGCUGCUGCUGAACCACACAGGGCAGUUGUGUCCUUCCCCUGGAACACAGAGUCUCUGUGCCUCACGUUCUUACAGUGUUCUUACAGAAGGCACCAGGGAGGAUUCCAUGGGAUUGGUGCCUGCAACCUGUGGCUCUCAGCAGGGUGGUCCAUGCAUAGAGCUCCAUCAGAGCCCUGGAGAUGGAAGAAAAACGACGGAAGUACUCGAUCAGCAGUGAUAACUCAGACACCACUGACAGUCACACCACAUCCACGUCCAGAUGCUCCAAAAUCCCCAGCACCAAAUCCAGCUGGUCCCGGCAGAAGGAGAAGAAGCCCUCUGAGGUUUUCCGCACGGACCUGAUAACGGCCAUGAAGAUCCCUGACUCUUUCCAGCUCAGCCCUGAGGAGUACUACGUGCUGGCAGACCCCUGGCGCCAGGAGUGGGAGAAGGGUGUGCAGGUCCCAGCCAGUGCCGAGGCCAUCCCUCAGCCAGUGGUCAGAAUCAUACCCCAGCUGGAGAACCUGCCUUCCCCAGUGUCCCCCAGCAGCCUGCCGGGCUCUGAGAUUUCAGAAGCCACGAGGACGUACCUGCAGGGCAUGAGCCGUUACGACCUGGAUGAGCUGGAUGCCUGCUGGUUGGAGCUCGUGAACAUGGAGCUGAAGGAGAUGGAAAAGCCCGAGCUGGAUGAGAUCACCUUGGAGAGAGUGCUGGAGGAGCUGGAGACGAUGUGCUACGAGAACAUGAACAUCGCCAUUGAAACAGAGGAGGGUCUGGGCAUCGAGUACGACGAGGACGUGGUGUGUGACGUCUGCCGCUCGCCAGAGGGGGAGGAUGGCAACGAGAUGGUGUUCUGUGACAAGUGCAACGUCUGCGUGCACCAGGCAUGCUAUGGCAUCCUGAAGGUCCCCAUUGGCAGCUGGCUGUGCCGGACCUGUGCCCUCGGCGUCCAGCCCAAGUGUUUGCUGUGCCCGAAGAGAGGGGGAGCACUGAAGCCCACACGGAGCGGGACAAAAUGGGUCCACGUUAGCUGUGCCUUAUGGAUACCUGAAGUUAGCAUUGGAUGUCCUGAAAAAAUGGAACCCAUUACAAAGAUCUCACAUAUCCCAGCAAGCAGAUGGGCUUUGUCCUGCAGCCUCUGCAAGGAGUGCACUGGGACCUGCAUUCAGUGCUCCAUGCCCGCCUGCGUCACCGCAUUCCACGUCACCUGCGCCUUUGACCACAACCUCGACAUGCGGACUAUUUUAGCAGACAAUGAUGAAGUGAAGUUCAAGUCCUUCUGCCUGGAGCACAGCACCGGUGCCACCAAACUACCUGAGGAGACACGGACAGAGCCUGAUCAAGCCCAGCUGGACCUGGAGAAGGUGACGCUGCGGAAGCAAAAGCUCCAGCAGCUGGAGGAGGACUUCUAUGAACUCGUGAAGCCUUCCGAGGUGGCAGAGAACCUUGAUUUAAGCGAGUCGCUGGUGGAUUUUGUCUAUCAGUACUGGAAGCUGAAGAGGAAAGCAAACUCCAACAAACCGCUGCUGACACCAAAAACGGAUGAAGUGGACAACUUGGCUCAGCAGGAGCAGGAUGUUCUCUACCGGCGCUUGAAGCUUUUCACACACCUCAGGCAAGACCUGGAGAGGGUUAGAAAUCUCUGUUACAUGGUGACAAGACGGGAGAAAAUGAAACACACCAUUUGUAAACUCCAGGAGCAGAUCUUCCACCUGCAGAUGAUUCUCAUUGAGAAAGAUCUUUACCCAGAACAAACUGGGAAGAAGACAAAGGGUAAGAAAAGUGAUCCGAGAAGGAAAGGAAGAGAUGGUAGAAAAAAUAGCCCUGAGAAGAAAGAAAAAAGGAAAUCAGUCAACGAAACUGUGUUGGGACAACUGGGCUUGUCGACUUCCUUCCCCAUCGACGGGACCUUCUUCAACAGCUGGCUGGCGCAGUCGGUGCAGAUCACGGCUGAGAACAUGGCCAUGAGUGAGUGGUCCCUGAACAACGCGCACCAUGAGGACAGCACGCCCGGCCUGUCCGAGGAGCUGCUCCAGGACGAGGAGACGCUGCUCAGCUUCAUGAUGGACCACUCCCUGAGGUCCCCCUUCAAACAGAGCGAGGCCGCCAAGAAGGUGAAAAGCAAAACGAGAACGAACACUAAGAAAAAGCUGCCCAGGAGCGGCCUGACCGCCGUCUUCAGGAGCCAGCAGGAGGGCUCGGAGCGGUGGACUAACCACACCAGCGACCUGUCAGACGAUGCUGCCAAGCCCUGCGCCCAGGAAUCGCGGCCCGGCAGGUCGGAGAAAGGGGCGGCGAGGCCCGCGGACCGCAGGGGAUCAGGAGAGGCAAAAAGGGCGGCGAGGAAGGGGCCCGGCCCCAAAGGCAGCGACCCGCCGGCCCCGAGGGGCUGCGCCGGAGAGGAGGAGGCAGUGGUGGCGGCCAACGGCGCUCGGCCCGAGUCCAACCCCACGGCUCAAGUGCCUGACCCCGUAGGUAGCCCGAAAACCGUCGUGCGGUUCAAAUUACCAAAGGAGAGCCGAGGGACUCGGCGUUCGCAGCCCCCCAAGACCGAUGGCCCCGGAGGGCCCCCCCUGCACCGCUUCGAGGCCGAGACGGACGGCUACUUCUCCGACGCCGAGAUGAGCGACUCGGAUGGGGAGCCGCGGGGCGGCCGGGUGCAGCGGGGCCAGCUGGAGCCGGGCGGCGAGGAGAUCGUACGGAUGAGCAUCCUGGCUUCCUAACGGCACGCGGCCACCCCGCUCCUCCCGUCACAACUGCCAUGGCCAAUUUCUGCCUAGUAUCACAGCGAGAGGGGGAUUUUUAAUCUGUAUAUAUAGUUGGAAAUUCGGCACCGUUGUCUUUCUCUUCUCUUUUUGCCUGAGAUACAGCUUCAGCUUCACCGACGUAGAUUGCCGUGACAGUAGUUGUCCCCUCCGGCUGCCCCGCUCCCUGCGGAGGUGGCCACGCGAUGGGCAUUAUUCCAGAGGGGCAGAUCUCCCUCCUUGGGCUGUAUCGGGGUAAAGGCAGGGGCCGGGAGCUGAGCAGGGAAGCCAGCCAUGGGCACGUGCAUUGACAAGGGAGGAAAGUACACGAUGCUAACAUAAAUAACGACAAAAGCACAACGAGUUUGGUGGGGGGGAAGCGCUCGGGGCGGGAGAGAGCCACGUUACGUUUGUGUUUGUAGAAAAACCUCAGUCAUUGCUUUUUUUUCCCUUCUGAUUGGAAACCAUCCCAGGUUGUUCCUGUCCCCGAGGCGGCACCUCGGCCACGGCCCCCAGAAGCAGUUUGCUCGGGUUCAUGGGUUAGCGCUCAGCAAGCUGGAAUGGAGGCGUGGGGAAGGACAGAGAGGGAAAAGUCUUUUAGGAGCACUGGGGGGACUGGGCAGCCUGCACCCACCCGAGCCUCCCCUGCACAGCAGCGUGCUCAGCCCCAGGCACUGCAGCCAGGGGGAAGGAGCACACUCAGCCCUCUGAUUUUCCAACAAAACGCUACAAUGGAAAUGGUGAAUUUAUUCCUCCCUGUCCUUUAUCCUGGUUUUUUUGUUUUGUUUUGUUUUGUUUUUAUAUUUUUAUUUUAUUCCUUAAAUCCUGGUUACGAGCUGUUGACUCCUUGUGGGAGGGUGAUUCACAGAAGCUGACAUUAUAAAUAUGACAAUAAUUUAAUGCAUAAAAUGUCCCCAAUAAGCCUUAAAUGUUGUUCAAAGCCCAUGUUACCGACGAGUCAGGCGAAUUUCCGUGUUUGCACUUAAUUGCACCAUUACUUCAGUUUUGGCUUCAAAGGUCACAGUGAAGUCGCGCUACGUGUUUUAUUGGAGUGACCCCAGUGUGAGCUCAGGGAACAAAAAAAAAAAAAAAAAAGGAAUUCACUGAAACUUUUGUUGUUGUUGUUUUUUAAAAAUAAUAAUAAAAAAUGUUUAAAAAAGAAAAAAAAAAAAAAAAAAAGAAACUUAACUAACCUGGGACACUUCUGCAACUGGUUAAACCCAUCACUUCAAACAGAAAACCUUACUACAGUUGUCCAACAGAACAGUCAAAUCUUUUUUGUGGAUGCCAAAGAAUACGUUGACAGUCGAGCAGCACAGCCAGAAACUGGAAACUUGUCACUAGGAACAAUUGGGAGUUAUUUAGCAACCAAGGACUAAAGACACACUCAUGCACACUGCUGCGGCGUUAGGUUCCAAGCUUGCUGAAGGGGUGCUGAGCCCACGCCCCUCCGUUUUGAUUUCCAGUGCUUUUUGCUCAUUUCACUGUGAGCUUUCUUCUGAUACUCUGAGACUCCUUUAACCGACUGUCCCGGUGUUUUAGAGUAGAUGAGCUUUAUCAGCCUUCAGAGAGUCCUUACUAGCGGUCAGAUGGCAGCCCGGCUGACCCCAGGCAGCAUGCAGCCCCGGGUGCCCCCCGAGCUGGGAUGGAGCACCCAGAGCACGGCUGCACCGCGGGGAGCAGAACCACGGAUCGGCCAAACGGGAACCACCUCCCAUAGCAACUCAUCCACCGAGGUUGGAGGUGAAAAUCUGCUCAUUAAUUAAGGCUCGGUAUGUUCAGAUAAUGUUAAAUACAGUAAAUAGGACUUAGUUUAUCUUAUCAGGCUUGCUAGCUUUAGCUACAGUAUCCUAGUAUAAGAGUCAUACCAAUAAUCAAUAUGCUGCCUUUUAAUGAAUCUUGCUUCCGUGUGCUUCACUCAGUUAUGGUUAAACAAAAGCAAUCCACAACUUUUCACUGUACACAGCUCCACUCAUCGGCUUCUGCACUCCUCGUCUUCUCAGUACAGGAAAGCAAACGGGGGGACCCUGUGGAACAGCCCCAGCACGGCCGCAUGGUUCGGCACUGGGUCGGGAGGAGCCGGGGGGCUGUGUGAUGAGAGCGAUGCACAAAGGGCCGUAUUUUUUUUUUGGAUGAUGCUGUAAAAUGUAUUUUGAGAUGAAACAGAAUCUAAGGGGUUUAUUUUGCUAGAGAAAAAUAUUGUCUUUUCAGAUGUAUAAACCGCAGUUUGCACUGUAAGAGCGCCCGUCGCCUCGGCAGCGGGGCAGCCCCAUCCAGCAGCCCCGGCACCAGCACAGUGCUGGCUCAGCCCCGCUCACAGCCCCGCUCCCCAAACCCAAACCCAUCCAUCCUUCGCCCCUCUGGCCGUGCCUGGGGCUGUUGGUUCCUCCGGGUCGCCCCGUUUGCUCCAUCCGCACACAGCCCAGACUCACCCCACGUCAGUCACAGGAAACGAUAUGAAUGUCGCAGGAGGAGGAAACCCUUCUGUUUUCUUUGUUUCAAAGAACGUGAUGUGCCAUUUGUUAAUAGAAAAGAGAAAUAUUGAAAAUAUAUUGAAAAGAGCAAUUUUAAAUUAUUUUUGGCUUAUGUUGCAAUAUUUAUUUUCUUGUAUUAGAAAUUCCUUUGUAGAGAAAAAAAAAAUGUAUUUUUCAUUAAUGCAAAAACCUAUUUCUCCUUUUUGUACAUUUUCCAUGUUAGUUAAUCCUUAAAGCAAUAUAAUGUUAUCAGACUCGUUCUGUGUGAGACUGUAUUAUGCAUGCUCUUUGUGUUGCCUUGGAAUAGCUCUGUCUGCCAUUAUUUUCAUCCUGUUUAGGUACAGUGUAUGCUUUAAUACACAUUGGGACCAUGGCCCAUGGCUUAUGAGAGAAAAACAAAACCGAAACAACAAAACGAAACCUUUGCAUUCCUCAAUGUGUUGGCAAAUGCAGUCAAUAAAGCAGUGUUUUACGUGUGCGUGCA